UCCAUUUCCGAAUGCAAAAACGAAGCCAUCUUGGAUUUUCGAUGGAGACGAACAUUGCCGAUUGAACAAAGCAUAUGAAACUUUUCAAGAUAGAUAAAAGUCGUUAUAAAGUCAAUUUUACAACCGAGUAUCCUAUCAAAGCGUAGAACAAUCACCUUUACACAUACUCAUAAAAUUUUGGCUCUUGUAAAAAGGAAAAAAUGGAGGCGACAGAAGUUUCCGUACCUGUAAACAUUGAGGAAUCCGAGAGCAUUUCCGAAGACUUGCCGAGUGGACAGAAUGCCUUUACAACAACAGUUGUGAGCGAACAUGAUGAGCGAGUUGGUGCGGCAGAAGAGGUUUUCGCUGGGACUCCUACUGCUAUAUUAUCUACGGACUCGGAUGCUAGUAGUACUGCACAGUUAAUUGCAGUUGUUACUGAUGGUUCAUUUGAUGCAUCUGAUUUGAAAACUCCUGCAACACCAUGUACGCCUGCAUCGCCAGGCCUAGAAAAACGAACAAAAUACAACUGGGAUGACGCUUACCAUCUGGCUGUUUUACCUGUCCGUUGUCGGAACCAGAGUGCCGAGCUGCACAAGGCUAAGCUAGGGUCUGGUUCAAAGGGGAAAUGUAUCAAAGUGAAAGAUGCAUGGUACACACCUUCAGAGUUUGAACAAUUGUGUGGACGAGGAAAUAGUAAGGACUGGAAGAGAAGUAUUCGUUAUGGUGGACGAACAAUUCAAUGUCUAAUUGAGGAUAGCGUGCUACACCCACAUGCAGCAUCCUGCACUUGUGCCACUUGCUGUGACGAUGAAGCAAUGACUGGUCCAGUUCGAUAUUUUGUGCCUUACAAAAGAAAGAAAAGAGAUGAACUUGAGACCCCAUCUACACCUACAGCAACCAAGAAACCAAGACCAAAAUUGAAAGAUGCUGCAGAAAGCAUGCGUUCAUUUAGUUUAGAAAGCAACAAUGGUUUAGACACCCCACUACUGACACCUGUUGUUCAUGUGUACCCACCAUCACCACCAAAGACCCUUGUUGUACUACAGCCAGAUCAACACUGGAUACAUCUUGAAGAGAUGGCUAAUAGUCUUUUCCAUCAAGCACAACAACUGAAGAACAUGGUAGGACAAAUGAAGACAGAAUGUAUGGCAAGCAAGGAAUCAAGUCUUGCACAUGCUAAAUUACAAUUUGAAGCAGAAAAGAAAGAGGCAAUAUUACAAGUAAAAAUUGAUAGUCAGAUGCAACUAUCAAGGGCGCUGAUGGAAGCAAGGGCAGAGAAAGACAAUGCAGUCUCACAGGCGUUGGCACAGGCUAGGGCUGACAAGAUUGUAGCAGUUGCUGAAGCCAAGUCUGCUCAGCUCAUUAAGACAUGCGUAAACUGUGGUCGAGAAGCCAUGAGUGAAUGUACCGGUUGUCACCAAGUCAGCUACUGCAGUAGCUUUUGUCAGCGCAAGGAUUGGGCAUCGCAUCAACAGACAUGUGGACGUCGGAGCCCGUUGCAUUCACCACUUCCUCUUACAGAGCCCCCACUUGGAAGCUGCUAUGUGGAAGUGGAGGAGAAGGAAGACUGAAUGGCUGGCCAGUCUCGAUGCUUGUUUUUAGCAGCUCCUUUGAUAUUUGAAAGCAUCCUUAAAUCAGCUCCCUUCUUUACUUUGAUACAAUGUGCUUGGCACUAAAACUACACUACCUCCCUAUCAUAAUUAAGGCUGUCAGUAUGAUUGACUCUUGCCAGUCACAUACUGAAUCCGUCGUGCAUAUUUAUAACUUUUCUUACCACAUGAGGGUACUAUUGCAUUCUCAUGGAACUGUACUCACCUGGUGUUAUUGUACUCACCUGGUGUGUGUAUUCAUUGUAUUGGGUGUUUUCUAUCAGAUGUAUAAUGUUUAAAAAGAUAAUAUCAUAAUAUAAUCAUUUGGGGGAAAAAUGUUGGGGUUUUUUUUUCCAGAAAUAACUGUACAGAUAUACUAUAGUCAGUACAUAAACACCAAUAGUUUUUACUAGUUUCAAAAACUAGCUUUUAUUAUGAUACAGUAAUGAUUAAAAUUGAAACAAGAGCAA
Molecule: messenger RNA, 2041 nt
Organism: Anneissia japonica
Lineage: Eukaryota; Metazoa; Echinodermata; Crinoidea; Comatulida; Comatulidae
Product: deformed epidermal autoregulatory factor 1 homolog
Exons: 7
Coding region: 201-1553 (450 amino acids)
Biological process (GO): regulation of transcription by RNA polymerase II
Cellular component (GO): nucleus
Molecular function (GO): DNA-binding transcription factor activity, RNA polymerase II-specific; DNA binding
Source: RefSeq, a predicted model, not a curated record